UGGAAAAAGAUUCUGCGAUGAAGUGAGGAGAAAGGGAAUUACAAUCUGCGACAUUCAUUUAUUCAUUCAUUUGAGAAAGAAACAUAUAUCAACUUUUUUAAAAUUAUCAUUGAAAUUAGAUAAAUACAUGAAAAUUUGUCAAAAUGCUUGAAUCUGCAAGAAAUAACAAUACUCAAAUGUCUGAUGACGAACUUGAUGAAGCGGUUACAAAUCAUCUGAAGAAACUCGACGCGUUAGAAAUCAUGGAGAAAUUCUUAGAAAAUGCAAAAUUGAAUCCACCAGACUCUUUACGUGUCGACGAGCUCGUAUGCACCGAUUCCGUCACUUCAAAUGAUUGGGCAGAUGCUCCUAACUCUUGGUUGACGAAACCUCCUGAAAUAUUCACUCAAGAAAUAUUCAAUCUAUCUUCAUUAUUUGGAGCACCCGAGUGGAAAUCUAAAAAUGUUUAUAGUAUAUCGAAUCCUGGUCCCAUGUCAUCUAAUAAACUUGUCAUUCGACCAAAUGAAAAAAGUGAAGAGUCACUGAAGGUGGAGAAUUUAAAUUUGUUGGUUAAAACAAGAGAUUAUUUGGCGUACUAUCAACAGAAUCAGGGGAUUCCCUGGGAUGACUACGGAUUUGUAUCACUCCUGAAGGUUAUGGGCCAAGCGACAGGAAAAUCCUUUUUAGCAUUAUUCUUUAUUCUCGUCAAUAUUGCUCCGAUGAUACAAAUUCUUCUUUUCGUGUCCAGAUUUAUUCUGGAGAAAAGCGUGGCGAUUUUGUCCUUAAAAAACACCCACCAAAGAGCCAUGAAAUCCGUAAUUUUCAGUCUCCAGUUGAUGGCAAUCUACAUCUGCCUAUUCUUUAUCUUCGGUUCCAUCUGGCUUCCUAUCCUACAAAUGGUCCUCAGUAUUAUCUCCCAAAUAUUAUUUUUCAAUUAACAACAGCAAUAAAUAUAUCAUGUUUAUAAUUUCGGUACUCAUUAUUUUUACUUGUACCAUACUUUUCCUUUAAAGAAUUUUGGACAAGAUAAUGGCAAUUUUAUCCGUGAAAAAAAUUAAAAAUAAAAAACAAAGCAAAAAAA
Molecule: messenger RNA, 1060 nt
Organism: Diachasmimorpha longicaudata
Lineage: Eukaryota; Metazoa; Arthropoda; Insecta; Hymenoptera; Braconidae
Exons: 3
Coding region: 144-917 (257 amino acids)
Source: RefSeq, a predicted model, not a curated record